Molecule: messenger RNA, 1284 nt
Organism: Dioscorea cayenensis subsp. rotundata (Guinea yam)
Lineage: Eukaryota; Viridiplantae; Streptophyta; Magnoliopsida; Dioscoreales; Dioscoreaceae
Product: putative serine/threonine-protein kinase
Exons: 7
Coding region: 113-1249 (378 amino acids)
Biological process (GO): protein phosphorylation
Molecular function (GO): protein kinase activity; ATP binding
Source: RefSeq, a predicted model, not a curated record
GAGAGUUUCUCUUCAUUCGUUCUUUGGUUUUGCUUUUCUUUUAAUAAGAUUCAAGGAAAAAAACCAACAUUAAUAAUCAUUUGGAUCUCAUUAGUACAUCACACAAAAAGAUAUGAGUUUCUGCUGUUUUGAUGCAUUAUUUGCCGGUAUAAAAGAUAAGGUCACUCCUUAUUCUCAAGAAAACACUAAUUAUGAAAACUCACCAGUCAAGAAGAACAUAAAAUUCUUUACUUACAAUGAGUUAAGUUCAGCAACAAAUGAUUUUCAUCCGAGCAAUCGAAUCGGCCGAGGUGGUUUCGGAAUUGUAUACAAGGGAGUUCUCAGGAAUGGAUCAACAAUAGCUGCAAAAGUACUCUCUGCUGAAUCAAAACAAGGAGUUAAUGAGUUUCUGACAGAGAUUAACACAAUUUCGAAUGUUAAGCAUCCGAAUCUUGUUGAGCUCGUCGGUUGCUGUGUUCAAGGAUCGAGUCGGAUUUUGGUUUAUGAAUAUGUUGAAAAUAAUAGUCUCGACCGCGCAUUACUUGGUCCGAAGGGGAACAGAUGUAAAUUGAGUUGGAGCUCAAGGUCUGCAAUUUGUUUGGGAGCAGCAAAAGGGCUUGUAUUUCUGCAUGAAGAGACAAGACCACAUAUUGUGCAUAGAGACAUAAAAGCUAGUAAUAUUCUUCUUGAUCGAAACUUUGUACCGAAGAUCGGAGACUUUGGUUUGGCGAAGCUUUUUCCUGAUAAUGUUACUCAUCUUAGCACACGGAUCGCGGGGACAAUGGGCUAUUUAGCACCCGAAUACGCAAUGCACGGUCAAUUGACUAAGAAAGCCGAUGUAUAUAGUUUCGGUGUCCUCAUACUCGAGAUAAUCAGUGGCAGAAGUACUUCAAAAUCCACACAUUCAGACACAGAACAAGCCCUAUUAGAAUGGACAUGGCAGCUGUAUGAAGAAGAGAAACUGACAGACCUUGUUGAUCCAAACCUUAAAGAGUAUCCAGAGGAGGAUGUUAAGAGGUUCAUCAAAGUAGCUCUUUUCUGCAUACAAGCAGCAACAGCAAGAAGGCCAUCAAUGACUCAGGUUGUGGAGAUGUUGUCAAAGCCAACGAUAAGAAUCAAAGAGAAGGAGCUGACGGCCCCCGGCCUCUGGCACAAGUCUUCGGCAACCAGCACAACAAGUUCAAGCAAGUCACAGGCCAAUGAUACUUCGCCUAUGUUAUCUGUAACUCCAUUGACCGCACCUUCGGUCACAUUGAUGUUAGCCAGGUGACGCAUGUAUAUCACCAGCCAAUAUCAUUGAUUCAA